Messenger RNA from Drosophila busckii, 361 nucleotides. RefSeq lists its product as uncharacterized. The transcript has 2 exons. NCBI's taxonomy places the organism in Eukaryota, Metazoa, Arthropoda, Insecta, Diptera, Drosophilidae. The record is from RefSeq and is a predicted model, not a curated record. The coding region runs from base 21 to 275 and encodes 84 amino acids.
UUAGUUACACAGCAAGCAACAUGGGUCAUCCGGAAUUGGAAUUCUCAGCUAUACCCAAGCUAUAUGGUCCUGAAAACUUUUGGCACUGGCGCAUGCUGCUAGUUUCCUAUUUAGAUGCUGCUGAGCUAUGGAAGGACGAUCAUCCUAGAGAAAAUGCGCAUGCCAAGUUUAUACUGCUGGCCAGUUUGCGUGCUGAUGUCAUCGAUGUUGCUUUUGAUCAAAUGACACCCAAGCAAAUAUUUAAAAAUCUUGACGAACGUUUGCGUCCAUUUUAAAAUCAUAGUUCAAGCAUAACUGUCAAAAAGGCGUAUAAUAUAUUUAUUUAGCAGCUGCGUAUACAGAAUAAAGCUUAACAAAAUGA